Molecule: messenger RNA, 1840 nt
Organism: Uloborus diversus
Lineage: Eukaryota; Metazoa; Arthropoda; Arachnida; Araneae; Uloboridae
Exons: 2
Coding region: 514-1707 (397 amino acids)
Source: RefSeq, a predicted model, not a curated record
CCUUCAUUUAUGUUUACUUGUGAACUCUUACACUGUUGUAGUUUUAACAGAUGAGAGCAUUUCUGUUGCUUCGCUUGUUUUCUUCUGAAAAUAUCAGUUCAGUUCGUUUGAGAUUUGAAACUCAUGCACCUGUACCCUAAAUAAUACCAGAAUUUCUGUUAGACCAACAAGAGUUUUCCUUUCUGUUUUUUCUGUCAGAAAUCGCUUCAGGAAAAAAAGGAAAGUUGGGGGAUAUUUCGAUAAUUGGGAAUCUGGCGCGGUCGUCUCAUUUAUGGUGCUGAUAAUUAUAUUUUGGUAACCCUGCUGAUUUAUAGUAACCCUAUGUCAAUAGAAGUUUGUGUUCGCUUUGUUUAGAUUUGCAAUGAAAAAUACCUCUCGCGCAGGCGCUGAAGCCAAAAAUUGACGCCAAUGAAGAAAGAGCGCCAGAUUCCCAAUUAUCGAAAUAUCCCCGAAAGUUGUUAUCAUUUUAUUGUUGUAAUAUAGUAUUAGUCUGAAAAUUUCACCUUUUUUGCCAUGUUUUCAUUUGCUAUAGAUGUACAUAAAAAUAUUUUAUCGGCUCAGUGUUACAUUCGAUGUAAAACUUCAAAUGCGAUUGAUAAAAUGCUGGUUAUUGUUCAAAGAAAUUUCUUGGAAAUAAGUUUUUAUUCUGGUGCAAUCCUGCACCACGAACUAAAACUUUUUUACCCUCCCAAUUUUUUUAUCCCAACAACAUUUCACUCUUUAGAAAAAGCGGCAUCUGUUUACACUGCUGAUGAGAAUGUCAAUUGUCAGGUAAAAAGUGAAUAUGAAAUCAAACAAAAUGGGUCUGAAUCAUCCAAUUUUGAACUAUCGUUUCGUUUACAAAUUUCCAAUGAUUCACUUAUUGAUAAAACUCUUCUAAAGCCUAAUAGUGUUUUAAACUUUAGGAACCUUUUGAAAACUUUACUGAAACCAAACAUUCCUUAUAAUAUUGUUUGUUCAAAAUGCAAGAAUAUUCUAAAUAAAUCACCAGUUGAAUUUAACAGCAUUGAAGAUUUUCAUUUUGAUAGUUCAGAACUGUCAGAAAGUUGGUUUUGCCACAGUUAUAUUGAAGCGAAAUCUGAGGUACUGAAAAGCAACGCUUGUUAUAUCAGUAUGAUGUUUGUGCAUUUACACCAAUCAAUAGUUGAGCAUCUUCAUAUGAGAAAAUGUGAUAAGUAUUAUGAAUGCAAUGAUUGUAGUACUGUUUUGUCAUCAUCAAAAACACGGCAAGCAUUUAUUCCUUUUUUCUGUGAUGCAAUGACUUUUAAAACUACAGAUGAAUCAUCGAGUCAGCAAUCAUGUGACAACAUCACUCGAGCUUCCUUUCACAAUUUAAUUGAAAGUAGUUUACAAUCUUCUUUUUCAAGUAAAUUAUAUCUUUACUGUAAAACAGCAAAUGGAGAAAAGUGCAUUCUGCUAUGGAUUACUUCACAGAAAGUGGCUCAAAGCUUGCUACAUUUUAAGUUAGAAGACAUGCCAAAUGAAAUGCAUUUAGAAACUAAAGAAGUGUUUAAAGUUUUAUACUGUGUACCACCUUUUAAUUCAGAAAUUGAGAAAUCAUGGAAACAUGAUUGCAUUGUCGAUUACAAUAAUAUUAGUGAAAACAUGUUAGAUUUCAUUAUGGGAUUGUUGGAGAGUAGUUCAAAAUACUUCCCCAAACUUGAAAAUGCCAAUGAUGAUUUCAAAGUUGGCUAUCUGCCUGCUUAACAUUUCAAUUCCUAAUUUUUAUAAAUGUAGAAAAUAUGAAUUAUUUUGCUACUCUGUACUUAUAAUUGAUGCAGUAAAUUAUUUUAUUUUUGGAUUGGCAAUUCAUUAUUUAAUUUUAUGAUUAACUAGUAAA